GCUGCCUUUGUUCUAGAGGAUGUUUGCCCAGUAGCGUUUAGCAAUGUACGAGCUACAGGUGAAUGGGGCGAUGGAGGUGUCCUGUCAGUUUUCACCACGAGUGCAACCAGCAGUUGGUUUUCUAGCGCCCCCACCGCCGCUGCUACCCUCUUCGCCGAGAGCGGCACCUGUUGAUCUUUCUACAUGGGCGAAGCCGCGAUCGCCGUCACGUCACCGGUGUUUGAUAUCCUUGUGGUUAAUGGGGGUCGACCGCGAACAGCGCCAACCGCGCCACCAGCAGAAAGCAGUCCAAGUCACUACCCGGACGGUGCACACGCCGCUUGAGAGCUUUGAGAACAGGCAGUUUGCCGAGCACCCGCGUAACGGCGUGGCAGCAGAAGAAGCGGGAGUGGCACGCUUGGCAGCAGGAUUGCUGUGCCUGGAAAGACAAAUACCAGACCAGAUUAUGAGGGGACUGGAGGAGUUCGCGGACAACGCCGCCCCUUUCAAGGUCGAGGUGCUACGUCCCGGCAGCAGGCGGGGUGACUCUGACGACGCCGACAACGAAGGAGAAGGUUGGCUAGACAAGAUAGCAGCAAGCAUCGGCAACAGCAGUUCUUCUUCAAACGCUGGUGGAAGAGACAACGAGGGCGAGGAACGGCGAUCGGAAAACUUGGCAAGAAGAAGAGUACAAGGCGAAACACUCCAAGAUUACGAGAGCCCUCUCAACCUGAAUCUGCCGAGCCUACAGCAGCAGCUCGAUGUCGAGGCUCAGGCAGCCGUGCGCUGGCUAAAGGCGGACAUCAAACGCGUGGCGAGGAUUUUCGCCCGAGAGAUUUCCGUCCUAUCCGACGAGCCUGGCGAAACUUCUCUGCUCGGCGUCGCCACGGAACCGUCGGCGGGGAAGGAUGAAAGAACCUUCGACGUGACGGUGAAGCUAGAGUUGUUGAAGCGGGGAAAGUGCCCACGGUUCCAUCUUGACAAGGUGCCGAUACGACUGAUCUGUACGUACGUAGGGCCAAGUACCGAAUGGCUCGACGCCUACGACAAAUGGGAGAUGGAAAACAACAGGAGUAUGCCCCCGGCGUGCAACGUGAAAAUCAGCGGGGGGCGGGAGGCUCAACGCGCAAGGCCGGGGGAUGUCCUUAUUUUCAGGGGGAAGCCGCAAGGCGGUUUGACAAAAGGCGGCGGCAGCGGGGCGUUCGCCGUCGCCCACCGAUCUCCGGAUACCGUCGAAGGCCAGAGGAGACUGCUGCUGACGAUGGAUGCCGGCGAAUUAAUUACCAAGGCUCCUGUGUCUCCCGCUUGACGAUCCCAUGUACAUGCACUACAUAGUUGUAGGUUGGUUUCCUGUCCCCCGAUGGUAAAUAUUUGUGGCGCGAUGUCGAUUCCUGUGGAUUGAUGGUAAUUCCCAGGGUUCCCAAGGGCGCCAUUUGUACAAAAACUAGAAUAGCGAGAAUACCAUGGAGGGUUUUUCCGGGCAAGUGAUUUUUUGCGUCUUCUUGUUCGUCCCAUCGACUCUGGGAGCCUGUCUACUGCCUACACCUUUCGGCAUUCGUUUUGUGCACCAGCCGAGGUCACACACGAGACCGGUACACUUAGGGUUUUCUUUGUUGGGGAAGAUGUCAGUCAUGUUGUUGCAGCUAUCCAUGGGCAGCUUGUUCCCUUCAGUUUGAGCGUGAGAGACAUUUUUUGCCGUUGGUCACUCGUGCACGUCGAGUUUGAUUUCUCUCCUCUGGUGUUCGGCGUCCCGUAGGUCUUUGGUGUGUAAAAAGGAAAAAAGGAAAAUGACGACAAACCACGGAGGCAACAAGUUAGAAGGCGUAGUUGUGGAGCAUGUGUACCCGGUCAGGAGCGCAG
Molecule: messenger RNA, 1839 nt
Organism: Ectocarpus sp. CCAP 1310/34
Lineage: Eukaryota; Phaeophyceae; Ectocarpales; Ectocarpaceae
Source: the annotation of a GenBank genome assembly